AUUAAUCUGGCAGCGAAGAGCGUUGGCUCGUACUGCGAUCACAAAUAUACUAACGGUCGUAUACGCUCAUGGGUGCACGGGAAUCCACGGGACGCAACACUGAAUCUGAAGAUACAGUCCCCGACUAUUAUGAACUGCUGGGCGUCGAGGAAUCGGCAAGCAGCGACGAGAUCAAGAAAGCCUUUCGAAAAUUGGCCCUGGUUCAUCAUCCUGACAAGAACAAAGAUGAUGUCGAAGGUGCUACCAACAGAUUCGCCGCUAUUCAGCAAGCAUAUGAGGUGUUGAGUGAUGACCAGGAAAGAGCCUGGUAUGACACUCACAAAGCAUCUCUGGCGCCAGAACCGGAUGCAGAGGCCGUCUUCGAAGACAUUCGAAAAGGCGCCCCACCUCCCCGCGCCCGCGGGAGGGGCCUGACUGUCAGACAUCUAGCUCAAUUUCUUGAUGCGACCGUAUGGUCAGGUUUUGACGACAGCGAGAAUAGCUUCUUCACAAUCUACCGCAAUCUCUUUACACGCUUGGCACAGGAGGAGAACCUCAUCUCUGAGAUCGAGUAUCCCAGCUUUGGCGAUGCCUCCUGGCCUUGGUCCAUACCUAAAUCCACAAAUGAGCCCGCUGCGCGCAAUUUUUAUAAUGCGUGGACUAACUUCGCGACUCUAAAGGAUUUCGUAUGGAUGGAACAGUGGAACCUUGCUGAGGCACCCGAUCGCCGAGUGCGACGGCUCAUGGAGAAAGAUAACAAAAAGGCCAGAGAUGAGGCGCGAAAGGAUUACAACGAUACUAUCAGACAACUGGCCAUUUUUAUUCGAAAGCGCGACCCGCGCUAUAAGGCUCAUCUCGCUGCACAAUCUCGGGCUAACAAAACUUUAGCCCAAGCCAAAGCUCCCACAUCUGGGUCCUCCACACCACGCCCCCAGCCCACCACGCCAUAUGUAGAGCAAGACUGGCAAAGAGGCGGUAUGGAUCAUGAUGCUGAUGCUGACCUCGAAUGGGCAGCGGGUGAAGGCAACGCAGAGGAAUGGGAGUGUGUCGCAUGCGGGAAGACAUUUCGUAGCGAAGCUGCGUGGGACAGCCACGAGCGUAGCAAGAAACACAUGCGGGAGAUCGAGAGACUGAAAAGGGAGAUGUGGCAAGAGGAGGAAGCAUUCGAGCAUGGUCCGGAAAAGGGAGAAAGCGACGAGAAUGAGGUGGAUGGAGAUUUCGAAAGCGAGUUUGUUCCUCCGCCCCCACCAACACCGCCAGAGCCGGUACUCGAAAACGGAGACGUAUACGAAGCCGGUCCAUCCACAGAGGAAUUCCCGGCUGAAGAAGACCAACGCGUGCACGAAAAGGGCAGAAAGAAAAAGUCCAAGCCCCAAACAAGACCGUCAGAUGAUGCGCCGGCACCCCCUACCCCGGCACCCAAAAGCGGGGAUGGUCCUCAGGGCGAAACAUCUUCUCAGCCUGAACUUUCAAAGAGGGACAAACGAAAGCUGCGGGAGGCGAAGAAGGCUGCCAAUGUCGAGGCAGAGCACAGCAUGGUUUGCAACGUGUGCAAAUCGCCCUUUGAGAGCCGCACGAAGCUAUUUACGCAUAUCCGUGAGACAGGACACGCACUUGCUGAAUCUGAAGAGCCGGCGCGAGGGAAGAAAGGGCGCAAGGGGCGAUAGCGAUUGAUUGACGAUGAAGAUCGCCAUCGUAUACCAGAUGGAACAUGAGUCAACGAAACACCUAUCAUUUCGGCACCCUAGAACUCGGACAAUGAUGUGCUAAGGCAUGAAAAUUGUGAACCACAUAGAUAUACAA
Molecule: messenger RNA, 1782 nt
Organism: Suillus clintonianus
Lineage: Eukaryota; Fungi; Basidiomycota; Agaricomycetes; Boletales; Suillaceae
Product: DnaJ-domain-containing protein
Exons: 8
Coding region: 69-1646 (525 amino acids)
Cellular component (GO): cytoplasm
Molecular function (GO): zinc ion binding; nucleic acid binding
Source: RefSeq, a predicted model, not a curated record